GGGCGACUUGCGACAAGUAAAGUUUCAUUUUCGCCAAUCCAAAUCAUCAUCUUCUCUUCUUAUCAUUUCUGGACUCUCUGUCCCUUCUUUGUUGGAUCUCCCUUUCUCUCAGUGCUCCGACUUCAAUAGCCGCUGAUCUACUCUGUCCGGCGUCUCCAAUUUUGUCAUCCCUUGUUUCAAAGAAAGAUCAAGAGGGGGUUGGAUCUGCUGGCAUGAAGUCCCUGAGAGCAUUUGCACUCGUUGGAGCAAGUGUGUCUGGGCUUUUGAGUUUUGCAACAAUAGCAUCUGCCGAUGAGGCUGAACAUGGUUUAGAGUGUCCAAGCUAUCCUUGGCCUCACCAAGGCAUUCUCAGUUCAUACGACCAUGCUUCGAUUCGCCGUGGUCACCAGGUUUACCAACAAGUCUGUGCGUCUUGCCAUUCGAUGUCCCUGAUUUCAUAUCGUGACUUGGUUGGUGUGGCAUAUACAGAAGAGGAAACAAAGGCUAUGGCAGCUGAGAUUGAGGUGGUUGAUGGGCCUAAUGAUGAGGGUGAGAUGUUUACCCGCCCGGGGAAACUGAGUGACCGUUUUCCUCAGCCAUAUGCAAAUGAACAAGCUGCUAGAUUUGCAAAUGGAGGGGCCUAUCCUCCAGAUCUAAGUCUCAUCACCAAAGCUCGUCACAAUGGUCAAAACUAUGUAUUCGCCCUUUUAACUGGUUACCACAAUCCUCCUGCUGGUGUUUCCAUCCGAGAAGGACUGCACUAUAAUCCUUACUUUCCUGGGGGAGCUAUUGCAAUGCCCAAAAUGCUUUCUGAUGGCGCUGUGGAGUAUGAAGAUGGUACCCCUGCAACCGAAGCUCAGAUGGGGAAAGAUGUGGUGACAUUUCUAUCAUGGGCUGCAGAACCGGAAAUGGAAGAGAGAAAACUCAUGGGAUUCAAGUGGAUAUUUGUACUGUCACUUGCACUGCUUCAAGCUGCUUACUACAGACGCUUGAAGUGGUCGAUUUUCAAGUCUCGUAAGCUGGUCCUUGACGUUGUCAAUUAGAUCUCUGGUUCCUCUUAUUCUUAUAUUUGUGGAAGGAUUUGAAUAGGCAAUAAUUAUUGCUCAACGGCUAUGUUUCUCUCAUCUGUUUAGUUGGCUCCAACCUUUUGACAGAUAUUUCAGAGAGCCGAAGAUUAUGUUUCCAUUUCAGGGAGAUAAUAAGAGAAUACGCACAUAGACACAUACCUAUUUUUUUGUCUGAAUACAGAACUGGCAAGAAUUAUUAUAUAAUGCGAAUUUUGUAGUGGC
This is a messenger RNA of Ilex paraguariensis (yerba mate), 1268 nucleotides long. NCBI's taxonomy places the organism in Eukaryota, Viridiplantae, Streptophyta, Magnoliopsida, Aquifoliales, Aquifoliaceae. The record is from the annotation of a GenBank genome assembly.